This is a messenger RNA of Acipenser ruthenus (sterlet), 4312 nucleotides long. It is a transcript of the gene mocos, whose product is annotated as molybdenum cofactor sulfurase. The record is from RefSeq and is a predicted model, not a curated record. Lineage: Eukaryota; Metazoa; Chordata; Actinopteri; Acipenseriformes; Acipenseridae. The transcript has 15 exons. The coding region runs from base 413 to 3016 and encodes 867 amino acids. Gene Ontology annotation, molecular function: pyridoxal phosphate binding; molybdenum ion binding; molybdenum cofactor sulfurtransferase activity. Gene Ontology annotation, biological process: Mo-molybdopterin cofactor biosynthetic process.
CUAACACGAUGUAUUCAUUAUGGUACAGAAUAUUUUGUCUGUUCUCUCGCUGUCUCUAGCUGCUGUGUCGGCAGGGGUACUGUGUGUCCUUUAAAGACUGGAGGCGAUCGACAAAUAUGCAAUCUGUAUUAUGCUUGAGUAGAAUGCCACCACUGUAUUCUAUUGACAGAUUAGAGAAUGCAUGUUAGUCUAAUUUCUGUACUUCCUGGUGUGCAGUGCGCAGGCUUCAGAUAUCAACAGUUUCUACAGUUUUCAGAAGCACAGCAAGUCCGGCUUUGGUUUACAAAUGCGCAAAAACUGAAACCGUCGCUGUCCUGCAAACAAUCCACGUGCUGACUUCAACUAAUCCAAGCUAAUACGGGUUAUUUUGUUGGUCUAAAUAAAGGUAGUGAAAUCCAACAAAUUGUCAAUUAUGGUGGAGAAGAAAGCUUCUAGUUUGGAAGAGUUGUGCACUUUCGAGGGUUUCAAAAAAGUUUGGAAACAUUACGGCUAUGACAGUGACAUACAGGAAAUGAGAGACGGGGAAUUCAGCAGAAUUAAAGGAAUUACCUAUCUUGAUCACGCAGGCACUACACUCUUUUCACAGUCGCAGAUUGAGGGAUUCUCUCGAGAUCUUGCUGAAAAUGUUUACGGUAAUCCUCACAGCCACAACCUCAGCAGCCGACUGACACACGACACAGUGGAGCACGUCCGAUUCAGGAUAUUACAGCACUUUAAUGUUAGCCCCGAAGAAUACACAGUCAUUUUCACCUCCGGAUGCACUGCAGCUGUCAAAAUGGUAGCUGAAAGCUUUCCUUGGAGGCCUGCAACCCUGGAAGAGCCUGGGAGCCGGUUUUGUUACCUGACAGACAACCAUACCUCUAUUGUGGGCAUCAGAGGGGUUACAUCUCAGCUUGGAGUAACAAACAUUGCAGUUAAACCAGAUGAGUUGUCUGCCUCAACACAAAGUACCGAAAGCAAUAGUGGACCAUCAUUUGAAGAGACGCCUCAUCUGUUCUCCUAUCCUGCACAGAGCAACUUCUCAGGAACGAAAUACCCACUGAGGUGGAUACACCAAAUCCAAACCCGGAAGCUGUACCCCUCACAUGGAACUACAGGCAGGUGGUUCGUGCUUCUGGAUGCUGCCUGCUUUGUGGGAUGCUCCCUGCUGGAUCUCCAAGCCUACCCUGCGGACUUUGUCCCCAUUUCCUUUUACAAAAUCUUUGGCUUCCCUACAGGUUUAGGAGCAUUGCUGGUACGCAAUGAUAGUUCUAGUAUCAUGAGGAAGAACUACUUUGGAGGAGGAACAGCAGCUGCCUACCUGGUUGGAGAACACUUCUUUGUCUCAAGAACGUCCAUAUCGAGCAGGUUUGAAGAUGGUACCAUACCCUUCCUAGAUAUUAUAGCCCUUAAUCAUGGAUUCCAUGCUUUGGAACGCCUCACAAAGGGGAUGAAGAAUAUCAGACUGCACACGUUUGGACUGGCACGCUACACCUACAUGAUCCUGUCCACUCUGCAGCACGCGAAUGGGAAGCCAGUGGCCCGCAUCUAUAGUGAUACUGAGUUCUGUGACCCCAGCACACAAGGGGCAAUUAUUAAUUUCAAUGUGCUGGACAACAAUGGAGACAUCAUUGGGUAUUCUCAGGUGGAUAAACUGGCCAGUCUCUACAACAUCCAGGUGCGCACAGGCUGUUUCUGUAACACUGGUGCCUGUCAGCACCACCUGGGCCUCAGCAAUGAGGAGGUGAAGAGAAACUUGCAGGCAGGGCAUGUCUGCGGGGACAAUAUAGAUAUUAUUGAAGGGCGGCCCACCGGAUCAGUCAGGGUGUCCUUUGGCUACAUGUCUACCUUUGAAGACACGCAGACCUUCUUGAAGUUCAUCAUUGAUUCCUUUGUGAGAGCUCCGGCCCGGCUUGAUGAAUGUAGACUGGCCAGACUGAGAGAAAGCGCUGCUGCAGAAACGACAGAACCUCCCAUUCCUCAGAGCGGUCAACUCGGGCCUGAACCGAACCUGGAGGACCAGGAUCCAAUCCAUGGUGCUGACUUGAAGAAACCUGACUUUGACUCAGUGACGAAUGGUCACUUUGAUGCUGGGAUUCAAAGCAUGAAGAGCAUUGAUGUAGCUGGCACUCUAACCAACAUCUUCCUUUAUCCAAUUAAGUCAUGUGCUGCGUUUGAGGUGAAGCACUGGCCCAUCGGGUCGAAGGGGCUGCUGUACGACCGGACCUGGAUGGUCGUCAACCUUAACAAUGUUUGCCUGACUCAGAAGCAGGAGCCCAGACUGUGCCUGAUCCAGCCACAGAUCGAUCUAGAGCGGAACACCCUGACCAUCGGGGCCGAAGGCAUGAGCACUGUAACCAUCCCUGUGGAGAGUGGAGGCGGGGAGCAGCAGACACGGACCCUCUGCCAGAGCAAAGUGUGUGGGGACAGAGUAAAAACAUUUGACUGUGGGGAUGAGGUGGCUGAUUGGAUUUCAAAGUUUCUUGGAAGACACUGUCGUCUCAUCAGACAGAGUUCAGAUUUCACCAGAGAUGUUAAGAAAAGAUACUUACAAGGUCAAGCGUGGGUCUCAGCCUCCUUGUCUCUGGUGAAUGAAGCGCAGUACCUGAUGGUUAACAGAACCAGCAUUCUACACCUGCAAGAAGAAAUACAGAAGAGGAACGAUGCUAGUACCCUGCACUUUAACACAGAGCAGCUGAUAGGUCGUUUCCGUGCCAACCUUGUUGUUUGUGGGACACAGCCUUUUGAGGAAGAUGGAUGGACAGAACUGAAAAUUGGACACACUUCUUUUCAGGUCGUGGGACAGUGCGGCAGGUGCCAGAUGAUUGGUAUUGACCAGGACACUGGAACAAGAAGCAAGGAGCCACUCCAGACUCUGUCUGCCUGCCGACAAGGGAAGGUUACCUUCGGUGCUUAUCUGCUGCACCAGCCCUCAGAGACUUCAUCGUAUCCCAUCACCAUUUCAGCGGGGUCCUGGAUAUCUGCUAUAGCAAAAAGAGAAGGCAGUGACCCAUCUGCAGAAAAUCAGUCAGGAUAGCCCAACAUGCUACCUGACUGCGUAGUGACAUAGGGACUGUGUGUAUCAUGAGGGGUGUAAGUCUUGAUACAAUAUAUUUCAUGAGACAAGAUUAUGAUGCUCUGUAUAACAUGGAACAAGGUGCAGUGGUCAUUUUUUGUCGUAAAGAAAAAAUAAUAAUUGAGAUUGUGAUGUAAAAAGUACAAUUUAUAUUUGUUAAAAUGAGAAUAUACCCAUUGAAUCUUUAUUCCUAAGACAACUCUGACAAGAGGUCUGGAAAAACUCCAUCCUAAACAAGAGGACCAUUUGGCAAGCUAGAAUCCCUGUUGUGGCUCUCAAUUUCAAACAGAUUUAGUUUACACCUCACACCAUACAACGGAUAAUAGGAUGGUGCAAAUUAUUAUCUUAGUCAUAGACUAAAUGUCUACGACUAAAUGUCUAUUGUAUAAAUGGGUAAUUGUAUGUAAAAAAUAAUGUGAUAUGUUGUAACAAUUGUAAGUCGCCCUGGAUAAGGGCAUCUGCUAAGAAAUAAAUAAUAAUAAUAAUAAUAAUUCUGUACUGAAUCUGUCCAAAAUGAAGUCAUACUGCCCUCUGGUGGACGAUGGAGAUGGUUCAGUUUAGUAAAAUUAACAUGAGCUUCACUCAAGAUUUAUGUUAAAUGUUAUAAGAUCAAUAUUCUUGUGAACUCGUAAAUGUACAAACAAUGAAAAUGUAGUAUAUUAAAAGCCUUACUUAAAUCACUGAAGAUUAAGUCAUGUAUCAUUCAGAAAAUAAUUUAAAUUCAAUGAAUUCAUUAAAAUGAUAACUAUUAGACAUUUAUGAUUUAUUUUGGUACUGCAUUGUGUGAAAUCAGGAGAAUAGAACUGUAAUUAUCAAGUAAAAAUGCAUAAUUUGGGAAAAGUUAUUUCACACGAGUGGUUUUUGUCAUUUUUUACCGAUUACAAUUACUGUAUUUUUAGGUUGAAACUGCCUAAUAAUGAUGAUGAUGAUGAUGAUAAUAAAUGUGUCUCGACACGUUACAGUACACAGUGCUUUGUUUGUGUAGGCUAAGUACAAAUCUAGAUGCUUUUAUAUCAUAAAAAUCUAUGCUUUUAUAUUGUAAAUUGGCCGAGCAGGGGCUUUAGAUUGUGUCAGAAGUUUUCAGCCAUGUGUUUUCUAUUGAAAUGAUUCUAUAUUCACUACCACUACAGAUAUCCUUUCAUUUUUCUUAAACAUACCUAGUAUAAUACUUUAUUACAUGUUGAAAAUGAAUUAUUAUAAUAUAAUACAAUCUACUUAAUAUUUUUGUAACUUUUAAAAUAAAGGAAAGUAUUUUUA